AUGGAAGUAUUCGAAAGUUUUGGAUUCGAACAGGAAAUCAUCAAAUUAUGGGAUCCGAUUACCGACGAUGCGGUCUGGAUGCGGGAUGUGGACGGUAGAUUCUAUCGUGCUGAGCGUGAGACUCGGCCUUUGCCGUUACGUACGAGAUGGGUUGGAGGUCUAUUACAACAAGCUGUUAUCGAGAACAUAAUCAAGCAACAUAUCAAAUCUAUUUCACCAAUACAGGUCGAGUACGAGAGUGUACCUACGUCCCUGUGGUUCGAUGAAGCAGAGAUCAAUGAUCCGGAUGGGUACCCUUGCAUUAUCAAUUUGCGGCGGAGAAAAUCAACAAAAGAAGAUGCAGCUACCAAUGACCAUGAUCAGUUACCUCAAAAUACCGAGACAGUGCGAGCAAAGUAUGUCAUCGGAGCGGAUGGAGGAAAGUCCUGGACGAGGAAGCAACUCGGUUUUGCCAUGGAAGGAAAUAAGACAGACUCAAUUUGGGGAGUGAUUGAUUUGAUUGUGAUAUCGGAUUUUCCAGAUAUUGAAGGCGGAAACCUCUUCUUUUUCCGCAGAGAACGUGGUAUGACCCGAUUCUAUGUGCAGCUUAACAGAGGCAAGGUUACAGAGAAUCUGUGCAGAGAAUCAGUCACGCAGGAAACAAUCAUUGAGAAGAUUAGAUAUAUGCUUCGACCGUAUACAGUUGCUGUGAAGAAUUGUGAAUGGUGGUCAGCUUAUACUGUUGCUCAGCAUUUGAGUACUGGAAUGACAAAAAAUGGGCGAGCCUUUCUAGUCGGAGAUGCUGUUCAUACCCAUUCACCACUUGUUGGCCAAGGAAUGAACGUAGGCAUGCAGGAUUCCUAUAAUUUAGGUUGGAAACUCGCAGGUGUUAUUCGCAAACAAUUCGACUCCAAGAUCCUGGACACGUUCGAGAUCGAAAGACGUCCUGUAGCGGAACAGCUUGUCGAAGUGGACCAAAUUUAUCUACAGUUAUUUGACGCACCAAAAGGAAAAGAACCCGAAUGGCUAUUGGAACGGGCAGCACAGUUAGAACCGUUUCUUAUGGGUCUAUCCGUGAAUUAUUCUACUUCGCCAUUGACAGCAUUGUCGAGCACUUCCACACAAGCUACGAAUCUACUGCCAAGCGAUCUAUCCGAGAGAAUAAUACCAGGCAGACGCUUCCCUGAGAUGACUGUUUAUAAUCACGCAUCAGGCAAAUUAUACCCCCUCCAGAGACUGCUCCGGGCGAACGGUAACUUUCACGUGAUUGUCUUUGCUGGCGAUAUCUCUCAACUUGAGAAACGCAAUCUUAUGAACCGCGCUGGAACCGGGUUGGAAUCAAUACAGAAAGGUUUGCAGCUGAAACUCAACAUCUUUGCUAUACAUCGUACGACACGUGCUGCUGUUGAGCUGGCAAAUAUGCAUGAUAUCUUCUUCCCCUUUGAUGAGACGAUGGGAAGAGACUAUGAUCGGGUAUAUUGUGAUUUAGAUGUGACAUACGAAGAGGCUGGGAUUGACAUUGGUGGAGGGAUCGUCGUUGUUCGUCCAGAUCAGUAUGUUAGCUGGACUGGUGGUCUGGAUAACACGGAUGGACUUAGAGAAUACUUUGAGCAUGUUUUUAGAACCUAA
This is a messenger RNA of Talaromyces amestolkiae, 1608 nucleotides long. RefSeq lists its product as uncharacterized. NCBI's taxonomy places the organism in Eukaryota, Fungi, Ascomycota, Eurotiomycetes, Eurotiales, Trichocomaceae. The coding region runs from base 1 to 1608 and encodes 535 amino acids. The transcript is spliced from 6 exons. The record is from RefSeq and is a predicted model, not a curated record. Gene Ontology annotation, molecular function: FAD binding.